Arachis duranensis is the source of this 3297-nucleotide messenger RNA. Its product is annotated as wings apart-like protein 1. The transcript has 13 exons. The record is from RefSeq and is a predicted model, not a curated record. The coding region runs from base 323 to 2890 and encodes 855 amino acids. Gene Ontology annotation, biological process: regulation of chromosome condensation. NCBI's taxonomy places the organism in Eukaryota, Viridiplantae, Streptophyta, Magnoliopsida, Fabales, Fabaceae.
CAAAUAAGAAAAGAAAAAAUAAAAAACCACAUACACACAAAAAUUCAAAAACCUUAAUUCAAUUCCCUUCAUCCUCCUCCUCCUUCUUCUCUCAGUCCACUCCAUCGGUGUCUUCUUCUAAUUCAGCUCACCCAACCUGAAAAUUCAUAAAAACCUCACCUUUCUCCGUCUUCAAUUCUCCCCUAAUUCAUUCACACAGACAAUUCUUUAGACCCUGUUCUUCCAAAAAAGCCCUUUCAACCUCAAAAAAUGACCAAAUAGCCGCCGCCACCAACCACCACCGUUACGAAAUUCCGUCGAUCUGGUCCACCAGUGAAGUAAGAUGAUCGUUCGCACAUACGGUCGCCGAAACAGACCCCUCUCGAGGACCUGCUCAGCUUCUUCUCUCAACGACGACGUUUUGGACCCACUAUCGCAGGAGAGUUCACAGAACCACGACAACAACAUCUACGGAUUCGCGUACUCGUCCCAGGAUUCGUCCUCGCAUUGGUCCCUCUUCGAUUCGGAUCCUAAUUUAGUAGACGAUUUCGGCGGCGGCUGCAGGGAGCCGAAGAGGGCGAGGAAGGGGGAGAAGAAGGCGGCGGCAGCUAACGGGAGUUGCCACGUGGCGAUACCUACGACAUCGACGCUUAUGGAGGCGCAGGAGUUUGGGGAGAUGAUGGAGCAUGUUGAUGAGGUGAAUUUCGCUCUCGAUGGCCUCCGCAAGGGACAGCCUUUGCGGAUCAGGAGAGCGAGCUUGGUGUCACUGUUGGGUAUUUGUGGCACCACGCAGCAGCGGAGGCUUCUCAGGAGUCAGGGGAUGGCAAAGACCAUAACUGAAGCUAUUUUGGGCCUCAGUCUCGAUGAUUCUCCCAGCAAUCUUGCAGCUGCAACUCUUCUAUACGUUUUAACCUGUGAUGGUCAAGAUGAUAAUCUACUUGAAUCAUCUGGUUGUAUUCAAUUUCUUAUAAAGUUGUUGAGACCAAUUGUCUCAACAUCUAUCGCAGACAAGGCACCAAAACUUGGUUCUAAGCUUCUAUCCUUGCGUCAGAAUGAUGACAUGUUCAAAACUUCAAUGGGAAGAAUGGAUUCCAGUUUGGUCACAGUUUUUUCUAGAGUUCAAGAAGUUCUAGUAAAUUGCAAAGGACUAAAAACAUCUUGUCAGAAUGACAAUGUGGUGGAGAGGCCAGAGUUAUGCCCGAAAUGGUUAGCAUUGUUGACCAUGGAGAAGGCUUGUUUAUCUGCCAUUUCUCUUGAUGAAACCACUGGUGCUGUACGGAAGGCUGGUGGAAAUUUUAAGGAGAAACUAAGGGAGUAUGGAGGACUUGAUGCGGUCUUUGAAGUCACCAUGAAUUGUCAUUUAGAUUUGGAGAAAUGGGUGGAGGAUGAUAGUUCUCUCUCUACCAAGGAUCUGAGAAAUAACAAACAUCUGAAGAAUCUAACCCUACUUCUCAAAUGCCUGAAGAUAAUGGAGAAUGCUACUUUUCUAAGCACAGAUAAUCAGACUCAUUUGCUUGAAUUGAAAGGAAGAUUAAAUCCUCAGGCAACUUCUUUUUCUUUUACGGAGCUGAUCAUAACUGUUAUAAGGAUCCUUUCAGACAUAUGUUUACGUCGAAGUGCCUCUGCUGCAUCCAAUGAGAAAAAGGGGAUAGAAGAAAAAAGAAUUUCAGAGAAUGAACCUUUAUUCAAAAGUUCUAUCGGCAAGUUGUUUGGUAUGAAUAGAGCUUCUUCUGCUAAGAAUUCUGAUGUUACACGGAGCAGCCGACUUUUGACAUGUAGUCAGAUGGAAUGUUCACAAUCCAUUUCUGAAACUCCCAGCACUUCAACUAGUGAUAUUUAUUCGCUAAAGAUGAGAGUUAGUUCUUCAACAUCUGAAUCUUGCAGUGGUGCAUCAAAGAGUUCAGGCAAUAAAGCAUCCACAAUCCAUAAUAGUUCAAGGAAGAAUGUACGGUUUACUGAAAAUAGCCCAAUUGUAAUCUCGGAUGAUAGCCAAGAUCCUUUUGCAUUUGAUGAGGAUGACUUUGCACCCACUAAGUGGGACAUAUUAUCAGGGAAACAGAAGAAAUCUCAUUCUAAAAGAAAAUAUGAGGUGCCAAGCAGAGAAUUUGAGUAUGUAUGUCAAUCUCAGACUAAAGAGAUAGAGAUCCAACAAGAAUUGAAUGAUGUUGACAUCAAUUGUUCCAGUUCUGUUGUUGGCGAUGAAGAAGGUUCCAUCCUUCUAAGUGAUUGCCUUCUAACUGCUGUUAAGGUGUUGAUGAAUUUGACUAAUGACAAUCCUGUUGGCUGCCAGCAAAUUGCGGCCUAUGGAGGACUGGAAACUAUGUCUAAGCUGAUUGCUGGUCAUUUCCCUUGCUUCAGCUCUUCGAUGUCCUUUGGUCAGAUGAAAGAAAAUACUUCAAGUGCUGAAGACCAGCAAUAUGAUAAGCAUCUCACUGAUCAUGAAUUAGAUUUUCUUGUGGCCAUUCUGGGCUUGCUUGUAAACCUGGUAGAGAAGGAUGACCACAACAGAUCACGCCUUGCAGCUGCCAGUGUUCUGCUUCCUUCAUCACGGGGCUUGGAUCAUGAGGCUCGGGGGGAUGUUAUUCAAUUAUUAUGCUCUAUUUUCUUGGCUAACCAGGGUGGAAUUGAGGGAGAUGGGGAAGAUAAACAUUCGGCACUGGAUGCUGAAGAAGUUGUUCUCCAGGGUGAAAAAGAAGCUGAGAAAAUGAUUGUCUCUAUUUACUCUUUAACUGCUCUUGCUUACAUCAAGAGCAUCCGAGCGGCAAUUGCUGACCAUCUCCCAGAUCACAACUUAUCUAUUCUUGUGCCUGUGUUGGACAGAUUUGUGGAAUUUCAUCUGUCAUUGAACAUGAUUUCACCAGAGACUCAUAAAGCAGUUAGUGAAGUCAUUGAAUCGUGCAGAAUUCGAUGAAAGCCCAGCACAUCGGAAAACUCUGUACAGCCACAGCGUAAGUUAGGUUUUUGUUACUCCACACAAAAUGGGACUGCUGCAGCUUAGUUCAUUACAGAGUCUGACCAAGUUACAUAUACUUUAUGAAUGCUAUACCAUGUCCUAUAUUUGUAUCACCAUGCUGGUGAUGAUGUAUACAGAAAAUUAAUAGUGGGUUGCAUUAUUAUUAGCAUAGUUGUGUGUGUAAUCAAUGGUAGUAAUUUUUUCAAUAUUUUUUGUUUAUUCAUUCAUUUUUCGUGUAUCAGAAGCUUAUAUAUUUUGUUAUAAAUGCUCAUGUAGAAUAGCCGCGUCCUUUUUCUUCAUAUUUUCGGCAACUUGACAUAAGCCGAGAUUGAAUCAGUGUUAAAUAAGCAUAAUAUUUAAGUAGA